CAACAACGUGUCGAUCUGAACAGAAACAUCUGGCGGUGCCGAGGGACGACCGCUCCAAGAUGGCCGCCGUGUUUCUGCAGGGCAGCCAAUCCGGGGUCUCCUCUUUAUGUCAUGUCGACGCUCUUGAACCCAUUGCCGAAAGGAACUCUGGGAAACAGACAACAUGGCGCGAUGUUCAAAUUCCAAAAUCAUUUUGAACUGACGUCAGUGAGAGUUUCAUCCGUAUGAACGGAGGCCGAAGGCGGCUGGAGCCGCUGGCGGCGGUCGGAGCUCCCAGGAGGAACCGCCUGAGCCGCAGACGGAGCCAGACGGGACCGGCGGAGGUUCUGGAGUCCGCCCGGAAUCAGACAGAACCAGAGUUCAAGACCCCACCAGGAUCCCAGGAACCAAACCCAGUUCGGUUCCGGGUCCGGACUCCCCGUAUAACGACCCGGAUCUCCAGCAGGACAUCGUCUGGGACGCCGCGUCCCCGACGCCGCCCUGCCGAUCCGGAACAGUAGGGAAAAAGGUCGCCGCUGGAGGCGCCGUGAACAUCUCAGAGAUCGUCACCAGGAUCGCUCCAAAGCACGGCCGGCCUCGGGUCAGCGAACCGGCGCUGCAGCAGUGGAUCGGAGACAGCGCCGCCCUGUCCUGCACUCCGGACCCUCAGGGCCCGCGGGCCAACAAGCGCUCUCCCAGAGCGACUGGAGUGGAGAACCUGCUGCGACUCGCCAGGCAGCUGGACCAGAACCUGUUCCAGAACCAGAACCUGGAGGAGUUUCUGACUGGGGAAGGUCAGGGGCCUAGUUCUUUUGUACCGGAACCCCGGUCUAACCCAGAUUUCCUGCAGGACGACCUGGACUUUCUGUUUGACGAUCCGACCCAGACGCCGAGCAGAACCCUGAGUCGAGGUCCGACUCAGAACCGACCCGGUUCAGCGUCCCAGUGUGGUUCCGGUCCGGCCGCCUCCGGGACGUGCCGUGGACCCGGUUUGGUUCAGAACCAGUUAGAAGACGACUGGGAGAACGAUGACCUGCUGAACGAUGCGCUGGUUCUGGAGAUGACCCAAAACCCGGACCGCUUCCUGGUUCCGAAGCUCUGCUCCACCCAGAACCCGGCUGGUUCUGGUCAGGGUUGGGUUGCUCCGUUAGUCGGAACCAGAAUUGAGAAAGAAAACCUGGACCCAGCCUGGAACCCGGGCUGGAGUUCUGGUUCUGGGAAGUGGGUCCAAACGAGAUCAGAACAGAACCGGUUCUCCUCCGCCUCCAGAGCUCCAGAACCGGGUCAGACGUGCAGCUUGGAACCAGAAACCCAAUGGUUCUGGAGCGACCCAAGGAACCGGGCCGGUCCUGAUGGGCUGGACGUUCUGGGCGAUCUGGACUCCGUGUUCCGGUCGGAACCAGUCUGGGACGGCCUGGCUGACGACCUGCUGUGUGAGAUGUGUGAAGACCUGGAGAACCGAAUCCAGGUCCAAACGGACCGGACCGGGUCCGACCAGACGGCGGCGCCGCAGCCAACCCACAGAACCUCUGGAAACCGGAUCCCACCGGACCCGCCCGGACCAGCGAGCUGCUCAUUGGCUGCCGCGCCGCUGAAGCAGCCAAUCGGCUUCCAGCUGCCUUUGCCUGCUGUCGUUUUCAGGAACAAAACCGGGUCAGAACCGUCUUCGGCGCCGCAACCCAAAGACGCCCGGUACUUCACCUUCACCAUGGCAACUGAGAAAGGGAAAUGUUCGGCCUCAGAAAUAGCUGAAGAAGCAGCAGGCGCUGGAGAGGCGGCGACGGCGGCUGGCCCGGACCGGAACCGGCCGGACCGGAACCAGCUGACUCUGACCGGACCGGAACCGGCCGGACCGGACCGGACCAGAACCGGCUGGCCCGGACCGGACCGGAACCGGCUGACUCUGACCGGAACCGGCUGACCCCGACUGGAACCGGCUGGACCGGACCAGAACCGGCUGGACCGGACCGGAACCGGCUGACCCCGACCGGAACUGGCUGACCCGGACCGGAACCGGCUGACCCGGACCGGAACCAGUUGAUUAUGUUAUAGAUUUAAACCGGCGAUGAUGUGUUCAGGGACCGCAGGACAAGCCGCAGCAGGACUUUGGACUCUUUCUCUAUCGGUUCUGUUUGUUUCUGUUCUAAAAUGAAAAUUCCUUCCAAAUGUUUUUCCAAGUUUCAGAAACAUCAUCACAGUUAUUUCUUCCUCUGUGUUAUGUUUUAUCUAUAAAUUGAUGAUUUCUGGCGGACUGGAAUCAAUCUGCCUUCAGUGACGUCAUCAGGAGCAGUUCAACGGUUUCUGGACGUGCUUCCUGUUGUACUGUCCCUUUAAGGCCUCAGCAGCCUCCUUCCCACUGAGCGCUCAGUUACCGAUUUAAACCUAAUUGAAUCUGAAGUUAAGAAAAGUUUCCUGAGCUGCAGUGACCUGAUGAACCAUCUGCAGCUUCCUGUCUCCAAACUGAGGACCAAGUCAAAAGCUAACAGCAUCCAGUUCAUUUAUAAAUGUCACCAUUUCAAACUAGUUAGCAAAGCAAGUCGCUAAGUAAAUAUUUAAUUGACCAUUAAAAUUGUAUCAACAUAUUUAGUGUUAUGACUCCAUCAAGCCCAAAGGCAACAACCAGCAAAAAGUGAAUUAACAAUAUUGAUUGUUUACUGCAAUAAGAGGUUUCCUGUUCACUUCAUUCGUCGUUCAGCCUAUAAAGCUCUGCAACGUUCACUGCAGAGUGAUCACAUCCAAUCCCAACCCAGAUCCCUCCAACAGAACCGGCUCCCAGACAUGACAUGUGAGUAUUCAGGAAGUGACCCAAAGACAAAAUACUGGAGGUUGGAGGCUCCAACGCUGAUCAAUGCUCGCUGCAUGGUACCACCCCCAGGAACAUUUUUCUGGCCCCGCCCCUAUAGGGAACAUUUUUCUGGCCCCGCCCCUGUGGGGAACAUUUUUCUGGCCCCGCCCCUGUGGGGAACAUUUUUCUGGCCCCGCCCCUGUGGGGAACAUUUUUCUGGCCCCGCCCCUAUAGGGAACAUUUUUCUGGCCCCGCCCCUAUAGGGAACAU
Molecule: messenger RNA, 3034 nt
Organism: Poeciliopsis prolifica (blackstripe livebearer)
Lineage: Eukaryota; Metazoa; Chordata; Actinopteri; Cyprinodontiformes; Poeciliidae
Exons: 6
Coding region: 1040-1900 (286 amino acids)
Source: RefSeq, a predicted model, not a curated record